GCCAGAGGUGCAGGCGCAGCAGGAGCCCAACGCCAGUCCCGCCUCUGCGCUGCGUCCGCCGGCCGGGAAAUGCUCCAGGCUCCGGCCAAGGCCAGUGCGGCCCUGGUGCCCCGAGUGGCAGGCUGGGCGCGGACCAUGGCCUCCCACCGGCUGCUGGUGGACGCCCCGCAGGCCCUGCUCAAGCCCCUGUCUGUCCCCCAGCAGCUUCUGCUGGGGCCCGGCCCCUCUAACCUGGCUCCGCGCGUCAUGGUGGCCGGCGGCCUGCCGAUGAUCGGGCACAUGCACAAGGAGAUGUUCCAGAUCAUGGAGGAGAUCAAGGAAGGCAUCAAGUAUGUGUUCCAGACCAGGAACCCCCUCACGCUGGCCAUCAGCGGCUCGGGCCACUGCGCCCUGGAGGCCGCCCUGGUCAACCUCCUGGAGCCCGGGGACUCCUUCCUGGUCGGGGUCAACGGCAUAUGGGGGCAGCGAGCUGCGGAAAUUGGGGAGCGCAUCGGAGCCCGCGUGCACCCGAUGACCAAGGACCCUGGGGGCCACUACACGCUGCAGGAGGUGGAGGAGGGCCUGGCCCAGCACAAGCCCGCACUGCUGUUCUUGACCCACGGGGAGUCGUCCACCGGAGUGCUGCAGCCCCUCGACGGCUACGGGGACCUCUGCCACAGGUACCAGUGCCUGCUGCUGGUGGACUCGGUGGCGUCCCUGGGCGGGGCCCCGCUCUACAUGGACCAGCAAGGCAUCGAUGUCUUGUACACCGGAUCCCAGAAGGUCCUGAACGCCCCACCAGGGACCGCGCCCAUCUCCUUCAGUGACAGGGCCAGGAACAAGGUCUACACUCGGAAGACCAAGCCCUUCUCCUUCUACCUGGACCUCAAGUGGCUGGCCAACAUCUGGGGCUGUGACGGCAAUCCCAGGGUGUACCACCACACGACCCCCGUCAUCAGCCUCUACAGCCUGAGAGAGAGCCUGGCGCUCAUAGCCGAGCAGGGCCUGGAGAACAGCUGGCGGAAGCACCGGGAGGUCACGGCGUACCUGCACGGACGGCUGCAGGGGCUGGGGCUGCAGCUCUUCGUGAGGGACUCGGCGCUGCGGCUGCCCACGGUCACCACGGUGGCCGUUCCCGCCGGCUACGACUGGAGGGACAUCGUCAGCUACAUCAUGGACCACUUCAGCAUGGAGAUCACGGGCGGCCUUGGGCCCUCUGUGGGGAAGGUGCUGCGCAUUGGCCUGCUGGGCUGCAACGCCACCCGAGAGAACGUGGACCGCGUGAUGGAGGCCCUGAAGGAGGCCCUGCAGCGCUGCCCCAAGAAGAAGCUGUGACCCACCACGGGCCCACGCCCGGCCCACGCCCGGCCCACACCCGGCUGCAGGGGCCCAGGAGGACCCAGGGCCAAACAGACUCUGCGUGGCCAGUGGGCCCGGGGACAGCAAAGGCAUUGACCCGGCCCAGGGGGACAGGACCGGCGGCCUCCCCGGCCCAGGCCUCCAUGUAGGGCCUCCUGGGGACGGGCACUGAGGCCCAGGACCCUUGUGCCUUCCCCACGAGUGGCAGGCCACGCAGGCCACGGGGCUUCUGGGCACAUUCAAUAAAGAGCGGUCGUCACCUCGCCUCA
Messenger RNA from Microcebus murinus (gray mouse lemur), 1607 nucleotides. It is a transcript of the gene AGXT, whose product is annotated as alanine--glyoxylate aminotransferase. Gene Ontology annotation, cellular component: peroxisome. Lineage: Eukaryota; Metazoa; Chordata; Mammalia; Primates; Cheirogaleidae. The record is from RefSeq and is a predicted model, not a curated record. Gene Ontology annotation, molecular function: L-serine:pyruvate transaminase activity; L-alanine:glyoxylate transaminase activity.